AUGUACGUGGAAAGCACGUGGAGUUUAGUUUGGUAUUUUGACGAUUUAACGCUAGAAAUAGUAAAGAUUCAUGUAGCAGAUAACAGCACGGAUGAUAAAACCGAUCCCGGAAGUGACUUUUUAUUCAAAGACAUUACUUGUGACACUCAUCCAAUACCAUUAUUAUCCUUUUCCACUUCUGAUAUACAUCCUUAUGAUAGAAAUAUUCGACUUUAUGUUCGUUGGGAACUUGAAGGAACUCCUCGUUCUUCUUACAUUACUUCUUUGUUAUCUUCACGUAGCACACAAAUUCCACGUUCUUCUUUCUCUGGUAUUUUUGUUUAUAAAUUUGGUUCUAAAAGUGGUUUGGUAACUGAACAUCAUGUAAAACAUAUUGUACCUGCUCCAAGUCGUAGAGCUGUACUAUACCAAGGGUUUGGUGGGCUUGGUGGUUUGAUGUGGCGACUUCGUAGUGGUUUAAGGCAGAAAAAUGAAUGGGGUGUAGGUUUGGGAAUUGUUGGUGCUAAAAAUCAGAUAAAUGUAAACUUAGAAAAUUCUGACCAAACUCUUCAGGAAAGGGAGGAAGAUCUCGAGGAUGGCGGUGACUUAGAUACCGAGGAGCUACUGGCUGCGAUGGCUGAGAAUUCUUCUGUACUAGGAAACCCACAAAUUAUUGUCAUCGGCUUAAAUAGACGAUUUGACAUUUCAAUUGGUGAUAACUUCUCGGGCGAUCCUUCGCAGUCCAUAACAAACCUGUGA
Messenger RNA from Racocetra fulgida, 738 nucleotides. Lineage: Eukaryota; Fungi; Glomeromycota; Glomeromycetes; Diversisporales; Gigasporaceae. The record is from the annotation of a GenBank genome assembly.